Molecule: messenger RNA, 1074 nt
Organism: Geodia barretti
Lineage: Eukaryota; Metazoa; Porifera; Demospongiae; Tetractinellida; Geodiidae
Source: the annotation of a GenBank genome assembly
AUGAAGGAACUGCUGGAAACGGCACAGUCCCUCUGGAUGCAGUGCCUCGUAGAAGUCCACGACGAGGCCGAACUGGAAACGGCGGUUGAGGUGGGAGCCGAGAUCAUCGGCAUCAACAACCGCGACCUUCACACUUUCACCACCGACUUGGCUGUCACCCAGCGCCUGGCCCCAUUGGUUCCCCGCGGCAAGGUGCUGGUCAGCGAGAGCGGCAUAUUCACCCGCGACGACCUACGACUCCUCAGCCGUUCCCGCGUCAACGCGGUGCUCGUCGGCGAGGCCCUUGUCACCGCCCCCGACGUGGGCGCCAAGGUGCGUGAACUCACCGGCCAGCGCCAAACCGGCAGCGUCCUCUCAGGGUCCGGCAUGAUCCGGGUCAAGAUCUGCGGCAUUGGCACACCGGAGGACGCAUGCGUGGCUGCAGAGGCUGGGGCCGACUUCAUAGGCAUGGUCUUCGUCCCUGAGCGCCACCGUCGCAUAGCCCCUGACGCCGCGAAAGAAAUCGUCGCCGCCGUGCGCGAGCUGGACGGACCAUCCCCUCAAAUGGUCGGACUGUUUGCCGACCAGUCGCUGGAGGAAGUUAACGACACCGUCGCCCACUGUGGUCUCGAUGCCGUGCAGCUCUGCGGCAAAGAGAGCGUUGAAUACACCGCAGCCGUGGACUGUCAGGUCAUCAAAGUAGUUCACGUGCCAGCGUCCUACCGGGCACCCGACGACGUUCCGCAACUCGCUGAACGCGUUGCUCAAUAUGCCGACGACGGUUGCCUGGUAACGCUUGACCGGCUGGUGGAAGGCAUUCAGGGCGGCACCGGUCAGAGCUUUAACCUUGACGUGGCCGCAUCGCUGGCCCACCGCGGAGGUGACUUCCUGCUGGCCGGAGGACUCACCCCUGCCAACGUGGGACGGAUCAUCAGUGCCGUCCGGGCCCUGGGGUGUCGACGUAUCCAGCGGCAUCGAGACCCUUGGCAAGAAGGACCGCCGCAAAAUUCAGCGGUUCAUCAGCAACGCCAGAGAUACCGACGCCGCCCUCACCGGCUUGGUCUAGCCGCCAGAGGGAAAUCGGAAUACAACUAG